Messenger RNA from Effrenium voratum, 923 nucleotides. NCBI's taxonomy places the organism in Eukaryota, Dinophyceae, Suessiales, Symbiodiniaceae. The record is from the annotation of a GenBank genome assembly.
AAUGAAUCAUAAGGCCGAAAAACCUGCGCGGCCGCAUGGGCUGGAAACAGCUCGGGAGUAUGGGUGUGAACGGAAUUGCAACUGGUUCUGGUUUGAGCGGGACCGAUUGGGUGAAAUCUUUGCUGAGAAUGGCUGUUCUUGCAGCGCCGAUUCUUCUUGUCGCCUGUAGCGGAAAGGAAGAUCUGGACGAACUUGCGUUGAACGAUACGCCGCCGGAAGUUCUCUUUAACGAAGGUCUGGCGUUGCGCGCGCAGGGCAAACUUCGGGAUUCGACCGAGAAGUUCGAGGAAAUCGACAAGCUUUAUCCUUACUCGGAAUAUUCCAAGAAGUCGCUCGUCAACCUGGCGUUUCUGAAUUAUUCGCGCGGCAAGUAUCCGGAGACCGUUACGGCUGCGCGACGGUUUGUGACCCUUUAUCCCGGCGAUGAGGAUUCAGCCUAUAUGCUUUAUCUCGCCGGGCAGAGCUACUUCCGCCAGAUGCCUGAUAUCACCCGGGAUCAGGCGGUUACCCGCAGAGCGGCAGGGGCCUUUACCGAACUUAUCCAGCGUUUUCCGGAAUCCGAAUAUACACCGGAUGCGGAAGAAAAAUUGCGGAUCGUUGAAGACCAGCUCGCCGGCAAGGAAAUGCAGGUUGGCCGUUACUACCUGAAGCGGCGCAACUAUGUUGCCGCGAUCAACCGGUUCAGGGCGGUCGUCGUCGAGUUUCAGACCACCCGCCAUGUCGAAGAAGCGCUUUUCCGUUUGACGGAAGCCUAUUACGCACUCGGUGUGGUCAACGAAUCCCAGACCGCUGCGGCCGUGCUCGGUCACAACUAUCCGGAUACGCAAUGGUACAAGGAUGCCUAUUCGCUUCUGAAUAAAGGCGGCUAUCAGCCUUCAGAAGAUUCUGGCAGCUGGAUUAGCCGCGCAUUCAGGAGUAUCUAA